Vicugna pacos (alpaca) is the source of this 2376-nucleotide messenger RNA. NCBI's taxonomy places the organism in Eukaryota, Metazoa, Chordata, Mammalia, Artiodactyla, Camelidae. The record is from RefSeq and is a predicted model, not a curated record.
CGCUCCCAGCCCGUGCUCCGCGCCAGACCCGGCCGCCCGCCCGCCCGCUGCGGCUCGUCACCUCCGGGGUCCCAGCCUCCACGGGCCGGGGCCGCCGCCGCCGCCGCAGGACGGGGAGGCGGGCCAUGGCGUCCUGCGUGGGGAGCAGGACGCUGAGUAAAGAUGAUGUGAACUACAAGAUGCAUUUCCGGAUGAUUAACGAGCAGCAAGUGGAGGACAUCACCAUCGACUUCUUCUACCGGCCGCACACCAUCACGCUGCUCAGCUUCACCAUCGUCAGCCUCAUGUACUUUGCCUUCACCAGGGAUGACUCUGUCCCAGAAGACAACAUCUGGAGGGGUAUCCUCUCUGUAAUUUUCUUCUUUCUUAUCAUCAGUGUGUUAGCUUUCCCCAAUGGUCCAUUUACUCGACCUCAUCCGGCCUUGUGGCGAAUGGUUUUUGGACUCAGCGUGCUCUACUUCCUGUUCCUGGUGUUCCUGCUCUUCCUGAACUUCGAGCAGGUGAAAUCCAUCAUGUACUGGCUGGACCCCAAUCUUCGAUACGCCACCAGGGAAGCCGACAUCAUGGAGUAUGCUGUGAACUGCCACGUCAUCACCUGGGAGAGGAUUAUUAGCCAUUUUGAUAUAUUUGCAUUUGGACAUUUCUGGGGCUGGGCCAUGAAGGCCUUGCUGAUCCGAAGUUAUGGCCUUUGCUGGACAAUCAGCAUCACGUGGGAGCUGACAGAGCUUUUCUUCAUGCAUCUUCUGCCCAAUUUUGCCGAGUGCUGGUGGGAUCAGGUCAUCCUGGACAUCCUGCUGUGCAAUGGCGGCGGCAUCUGGCUGGGCAUGGUCGUCUGCCGGUUUUUAGAGAUGAGGACUUACCACUGGGCAAGCUUCAAGUUGCAGCUGACUGAAUUGAAUACCUUCUUCCUGAAACAUAUCUUUGUGUUCCAAGCCAGUCAUCCGCUAAGUUGGUGUAGAAUUCUCUUUAUUGGCUGCAUCACCGCUCCCACAGUGAGACAGUACUACGCUUACCUCACCGACACGCAGUGCAAACGCGUGGGAACCCAGUGCUGGGUGUUCGGGGUCAUCGGUUUCCUGGAAGCUAUCGUUUGCAUAAAAUUUGGACAAGAUCUCUUCUCUAAGACCCAAAUACUCUAUGUUGUGCUGUGGCUUCUUUGUGUGGCCUUCACCACCUUCCUGUGUCUGUACGGCAUGGUUUGGUACGCAGAGCACUACGGUCACCGGGAAAAGACCUACUCAGAGUGUGAAGACGGCACCUACAGUCCAGACAUCUCCUGGCCUCACGGAAAAGGCACAAAAGGUUCUGAAGACGGCCCGCCCAAGCACCCAGGCAACAACGAGAGCCAUUCUUCCAGAAGACGGAAUCGACAUUCCAAGUCAAAAGUCACCAACGGGGUUGGAAAGAAAUGAAAGACCCUGGUUAAUCAAAGAUGUUCCGGGGAGUGCCUAGAACUGGGAGGGGGUGGAACUGGCUGGAUCUCCCUGUAAGGAGGACGAAAUGCUCAGCGCUAGUGGGAAGGAGCGGGGGCUGGGUGGGGGUCAUUAUUUGAGAGCAAAAGCCUUGUUUCCCACAGACCCGGCCACACCGGGCGGACCAUUGCCUGGGGUCCUUGUCCACUUGGGGAUCUCUUCUAAUUUCCGCACUUGGCACGCGGUCACUGGUAGUAGUGCAUUGUGUUUGGAGGAGAGGGUAGCUAUUUACUCACAGUUGCCAAGAGCAGCUUUGUGCUCACGUGUGUUGUGGACGCAGUGUAAACAUCUCCAGACAGGGCAUCAACUGUACAGUUCAUGGACCGGUCACCAGGUUUUAUUUUUCAGAAUCUGCCUCUCUGUUUGACUGAUGGGUUUAAGUCCAGGCCGCGUCUCUGUCUUUUAUUUUGUUGUUCCUUGUUUGUAAGUGAGGACACUUAAAAGCCUUCAGAAGCCACUGCUGACAUUGAAUUGGGGGAAGGCUCCCCUCUAUUCUAGAGGAAAAUAAAAGAGGGGGCAUUUGUAUUACUGUCUAGCCACCUCCUCCCCCUUUUAGGACCUUAAGAGACCAGGCAGAGGAAAGGUUAGCUACCUACACAGGAUCCCGGGCUUCAGAGGGGAACCGCUUUGUUCCCUGUCGGGUGUCCCUUGUCCAGACCUCUCCACAGGGCGCAGGCGUGAGCCCGCAGAGAGGCAGCACUCCGCCCCCCCCCCCCAGCCAGGUGCCUUCUCCAUAUCGUCUGUCCUCCUUCCACGGUGUGUGGCUGACACUGUCCUUUAGUCCCACGUGAGGUGCUGGUGAGUAUUACCUUCCUCCGUGCCAUGCUCUGCAACACCGACCCGGUAGUUCAUCACCUCUGGAUCCCUGUUUUAAAUAAAACAAUUCACCUUAAAGCCCAUCAAA